CGUGGACGGGUGAGAUUGAGAGAAAUAUAAUAAGAAAAUGGAAGAAGAAGCGGAGGAUUGAAAUAACAUUUAUCCAAGGCCGAUAAAUGGAUAGUGUUGGAUUUAGUCGGUCUUCUCUCUUUCUCUCCCACCUGCGAAAGCAAAGGGAGGAAAAAAAAAAAAAAAAAGAAGAAGAAAGGAAAAAACCACGAAAUUUGCUUUCUUUGGACAACCAAAAUCUAACCCUAAUUUCUAGUUUCUUUUUUCGAUCGGAUCAUGCAACUUGGAUCCUUUGAUCUGGUUGAAUUUGAGUUCGAUUUCUGAAAAGCGGCGGCCUUUUUCGAUCGAUCCGGCGGCGGAACGAUGACGCGGCGGUGCUCACAUUGCAGCCACAAUGGUCACAACUCUAGGACUUGUCCGAAUCGCGUUGUGAAGCUCUUUGGAGUCCGAUUGACCGACGGUUCCAUCCGGAAGAGUGCUAGUAUGGGGAAUCUCAAUCACUAUGCAGGAUCCGGGUCGGGUGCUCUACAAAGCGGGUCCAACAAUCCGGCUUCUCCCGGAGAGACUCCUGAGCAUGGUGUUGCGGCUGACGGAUAUGCGUCGGAGGAUUUCGUUCCUGGCUCCUCUUCUAGUUGCCGUGAGAGAAAGAAAGGUGUUCCAUGGACUGAGGAAGAGCAUAGGAUGUUUCUAUUGGGAUUACAGAAACUUGGAAAAGGAGACUGGCGUGGGAUAGCACGUAAUUAUGUUGUAUCUAGGACACCUACACAAGUGGCAAGCCAUGCUCAAAAGUAUUUUAUUAGGCAGACCAAUGUAUCAAGACGAAAGAGGCGCUCCAGUUUGUUUGAUAUUGUUGCUGAUGAACGUGUCGAUAAUUCCAUUGUGCAGCAAGACUUCCUAUCUGUCAACAGUUCACAUGCUGAAUCGCAAAGCAAUAACCCAUUGCCUACACCACCUACUGUGGAUGAAGAAUGUGAAUCGAUGGAUUCCACCAACUCAAAUGAUGGAGAAACAGCACCUGCGGAGCCAGAUGGCCCCCAGUGCUGUUAUCCAGUGGUAUAUCCUGCGUAUGUUGCACCAUUCUUUCCAUUUUCUAUUCCGUUCUACUCGGGAUAUAGUGCAGAGACCACCAAUAAGGAGACACAUGAGGUUCUUAAGCCAACAGCCGUGCAUUCAAAGAGUCCUCUCAAUGUUGAUGAGCUGAUUGGCAUGUCAAAACUCAGUCUGGGGGAAUCUAUUGGUCAUGCUGGUCCCUCUUCUCUUUCACUGAAACUACUUGAGGGGUCGUCUAGACGAUCUGCUUUCCAUGCAAAUCCAGCUUCUGGCAGUGAAAAUAUGAGUUCUGGUGGCAGUCCAAUCCAUGCUGUUUAAUGGAUAGUAUAUUUCUGAACUUCAGAUUGUAGGUUAUAUUUACGAGUUAUUGUCAAUAUACAACAAAAUAAUGUGCAGUCUGGUUUGGGUUUAUUGAUAUUUUCAUGUUAGGUCAGUCUUUUUCUCCCCACCCUUCCUGCCCUGCCUCGCCCUGGUCUCUCCUGUGUUAACUAACUUGGUUGUAACUUGUAGGCUUUAGCAUCUUCCGUUAGAAAUCGUCCAUUCCGACUCUUAAAAGAUUGUAUGUGGUUUAUCUUCAGUUUCUGGACUUGAAGCUUAUUUAUAUACUUUGUGACAUUCUAAUUCAUGCAGGAAACAGAUUUUGCAAUA
Molecule: messenger RNA, 1677 nt
Organism: Cucumis melo (muskmelon)
Lineage: Eukaryota; Viridiplantae; Streptophyta; Magnoliopsida; Cucurbitales; Cucurbitaceae
Product: transcription factor KUA1
Exons: 3
Coding region: 343-1347 (334 amino acids)
Biological process (GO): response to ethylene; response to auxin; response to gibberellin
Molecular function (GO): DNA binding
Source: RefSeq, a predicted model, not a curated record